AGCGCGCUUCCUCCUUCCAGAGUUGUAGUUGUGGAGCGGCUAUUAGCUUUAGCUCCCACUUUGAGGCUGCAUUAGCUGCUAACUGAGCGUCCACAGCUGGACUCACCGUCGCUGCUCCCCGCUGUCUUUUGAGAAGGAGUCCAUCUUCCGGUCAGGUCAUGGCAGAUUUCUCGUUGGCAGAUGCUUUAGGAGACGACACUCCAUCCCAGGCUAAGAAGACGAGUAACACGAACCCUUCUGCCAUUGCUGGUAACACCGCACCUCCUGCAAACCCAGGAUGGCCCGGCUCGGCCCCCGGUGCUCCCACCCAGCCCUCUGCUCCAGUUGACUUUGGCGGAGGAUCUUCCGGCCCUGGGGCACCAGGGCAAUUCCCAUUCCCCUCAGGGCCUGGAGCACCAGGGCAAUACCCAGGACCACCUUCAGCACCUGGUGGUUACCCUCCUGGUCCUGGGAUACCUGGACAAUACCCACCAGCACCAGGAGCACCAGGGCAGUUUCCAUCAAGCCCUGGAGCCCCGGGGCAGUUCCCCGGGCAAUAUCCACCCGAGGGAGCUCCCGGACAGCUGCCCGGUGGCCCCGCUCCAUAUCCAACUGGACCGUUUCCGUCAGGGCCCGGAGCCCCCCCUGGGCCCUAUCCCAAUGUGCCUUACCCAGGUUGUCAGCCAGGAGGAGGUAACGGCAUGUAUGGACCAGGAGGCCCAGGCACCUUCCCACCUCCAGCGGGUCCGGGCGGCUUUCCUGCAUUCCCCACUGGAGGGUUUCCCCCAAUGCCCACUGGGUCUUGGGGGCCACCUGCAGGUGGAGGCUUCCCUCCUGCUCCUGGCCCCUACGGACCUGGUCCUGGGCCGAUGGGUCCAUAUGGCGGGCCUGCUGCUCCCGGAGGCACACUGAUGUUGCCAUAUGAUCUCCCGCUUCAUGCUGGAAUUAUGCCUCGACUUUUAAUCACAGUAAUCGGGGAGCCGCUUCCCGGUGCAGACAGGUUUAAAGUGGACUUCGUCAAGGGACCAGAUGUCGUCUUUCACUUCAACCCUCGAUUUAGCGAGCAAACAAUUGUCAGAAACUCCAACUUAGGAGGAUACUGGGGACCAGAGGAGCGGGAAGGAAUCUUUCCAUUUGUUCAAGGGCGUCGUUUUGAGCUGAAGAUCCUGGUGGAGGAGGACAUGUUCAAGGUGGCCGUGGACGGCACCCACCUGCUGGAGUACGAGCACAGAGUCGGCGGGCUGGAGGAGGUCACCCUGGUGCAAGUGUCCGGCGACAUCGCGCUCUACAGCGCGGCGCCCAGCAUGAUCUGAGCCGACGCCUGAACCACAUGCUGAACAGCAGACCCUGGUCAAACUUGGGUAUUUGAAAAUCCUUUCAAAUACUGGUUGGAGUGGCACCGUAGUCAGCGACGUGCAAUCGAUGCCCACCUGGCACAUUUAUCACAGAACAGAUGGCUGAAUUACUCUGGUCUGCACACAACAAGUCUUGUAUUUCUUUCUUUUAUUUCUGGAUGGCAUCUUAUUUUCAAGCCACUCAUAACCCCGUCUGUUUCAUGGCAAGAAAGUAUCAAAGUAGUGAACGAGAUGAAUGCAUCAAAAGUAGAUGUUUUAAGGAAAAUUGCUCAUUUAUAACUAAUGAAAAGAUUGUAGGCUGAGUGGAAAUGUGCAACGUGGCCCAAACAUUUCAAUUUCCUUCUACCGGUAUGCUGCGUUUUGUUUACAUGAGUGUUUAUUAUUCUGUUUGAUUGUAUUAGAAUUUUGUUGUAAUGCAUGAGAGUGUGAUGCUCCAAAGCAACUUCUGAUUUCACCGCCUUACUUUCAGUGCUGGCUCGUCCCUCAGAGGUGUUUGUACUUGGUUUGCUUCAGCAGUUCUCCCCCUGAAGUCCCAGGCUGGGGAGGGAAUUACGAUUUCAUGUUGAAGUCUAAACUUUAUUAGUUGGUACAGAAGAGGCUGGAAUCACACCAGGAAAAAGUGGCCAAGUGGAGGGAUGGAGUCAGGGACUUUGUUGCCAAAGAUCACCGCGCUGCAGUAUUUUGAGAUCAUUUCACAAAAAGGCAACAAAUAAAUAAUGACUGAUAAGAGCUAUUUGAUUCUGAAUAUUGUAAACUUUUCACAAACUACCCGCCUGCACAUGUAAUAAAUACUGGUUUUCCUCUUG
This is a messenger RNA of Salarias fasciatus (jewelled blenny), 2140 nucleotides long. It is a transcript of the gene lgals3a, whose product is annotated as lectin, galactoside binding soluble 3a. Bases 159 to 1292 code for a protein of 377 amino acids. Lineage: Eukaryota; Metazoa; Chordata; Actinopteri; Blenniiformes; Blenniidae. Gene Ontology annotation, biological process: neutrophil chemotaxis; positive regulation of calcium ion import; eosinophil chemotaxis. The record is from RefSeq and is a predicted model, not a curated record. Gene Ontology annotation, molecular function: laminin binding; IgE binding; disaccharide binding. Gene Ontology annotation, cellular component: immunological synapse; cytoplasm; nucleus. The transcript has 6 exons.